AUUUUGUUGAUGCAGAAAAAACAAAGGUUCUCUCUUUCGCUUUUUUAUUUGUUGAUUUCCAUUGAUUUCAUCUGGGUCUCUCUUAUUUUUUGCAGCUAUUAUAAAUUUCUGAUUCUGUUUAUGGUCGGUGGAAAAGAGGAACCAUUAAUUGAUUGUUGAGGGGCUAAAUCAGGAUAUUUCUUCAUUAUACAGAUUUUUACAAUGCAAAGAUUUAUUGUCAUUACGAACUUGAUGAUUUUGUGCUGGUAAUUGACUGCCUUCUAUUUUCAACAUGAGCAACCAAUAUGGUGACAAUCAUGAGGAUACAACUGUAAUGGGAUUUGAAGUUCCAAAAUCUCCUGAUUCGAGUUACAACAAUACCUACCCUGGUAAUGAAGAUGAGGCACGGGACCCACCUGUAGUUCCUCCACACCUGCAACAAACCUUGCUUAGCUAUCCAGCAAGUGCAAACACUUUUGAAACUAUCCCCUCGCCACAGAAUGUAAUUCUCAACCACCUUUACAUCGAGAAUCGAGAAGUCCCACGUUCUGUGGUGGCGCUUGGUUUUACUCAUCGUUUCUGUUCAAAAUAUGUCACCACUGUGCUAUACAAACCUGUUCAGAGGAGGGGGAGUACCUGCACUUAAUAAUAUGCAUAUAGUAGAAAAUUUAAUUAGAGUUAGUCUCAUUUCACCGAUUGUGAUGGAAUGACUUGAGAUUGACUGAAAUACAGAAAUUGGCUAGACAGAAUAUUUAUUGUCUCAAGCAGUUAAUGGAAUUAGGUUUGUUUUAUUUGCGGUUCUCUUCAUUUCAAUUAUUGAACUCUGUCCUGAUGGUAGAUUUGCUAUACAUAAAAUGUAAAGUUCUGCAUUUGCAUUCUUUUUAGCCAAUGUAUUGCACAGAAUGAUUUGUA
Molecule: messenger RNA, 891 nt
Organism: Jatropha curcas
Lineage: Eukaryota; Viridiplantae; Streptophyta; Magnoliopsida; Malpighiales; Euphorbiaceae
Product: 5'-AMP-activated protein kinase beta-2 subunit protein
Molecular function (GO): protein binding
Source: RefSeq, a predicted model, not a curated record